Mercenaria mercenaria is the source of this 1028-nucleotide messenger RNA. Its product is annotated as sarcoplasmic calcium-binding protein-like. The record is from RefSeq and is a predicted model, not a curated record. NCBI's taxonomy places the organism in Eukaryota, Metazoa, Mollusca, Bivalvia, Venerida, Veneridae. The transcript has 3 exons. The coding region runs from base 164 to 712 and encodes 182 amino acids.
UUUCGAAACGGAUUUAAGAUAAGCCGUUUUUCUUAGUAUAUAACCUAAUGACGUCCUCUUUGCUAACACGCAGGAACAAGUAAAUUAAACAGGCUUUAUAAUAUAUAUUAUCUGUUCUGACCAAGUUUUAUUGUGCUAGUUGCAGGAUCAAACGAUUGUUGCAAUGGCUAACGAGUACCUAAUCAAGAAAUGGAGAUUGUGGUUCAAGGCACUUGAUAGAAAACAUGCAGGACAACUCACACGAGCCGAUCAACGAAGAGACGUAGACGCCUAUAUUAAGCUGACCGGUCUGGAAGGAGAAAGCAGAACUGACGCAAUAACAUUGAUCAAUUCUUAUUGGGACGAGUUCGUGUUCCAUGGUAAAUCCGGUCCUGUAACUGAGGAACAGUUCAUUGAAAUGACCAAAGACCGCUUCAGGGCUGGGGAGGAUACAUUUAUGGAGGUCUACAGAAAGGCAGUGAUUGCUGAUGUCAAAAUGAUCGACCAAGGCGGAAAAGGUUACAUAACAGAGGAAGAAUUCACCUGUACCAACAAGUCCAUGGGAUUGGAAAAUGAAGCGUGGAAUAAAAUGUACUACAAUGCCUUCAAUCCUAAAAAUGGCAAAGUUCCAAAUGUUGUCAUUUCUGAUGCAUGGGUGGAUUUUUAUUUCAAUGAAGAUAGCUCAACGAGGGAUGUCGUGCUAGAUGUGUUUGAAAAGUAUCCAGAUCUCUAACUCUAGUGAGCGAUCAAGUACAUGUACCAUCAUGGCCCUCUUGCUUAAGUCAAUAUAUAUUUUUUUGUAUAAAGAUUUUUAUCCGAUAUUUUCAUAAAUUGUGUUUGAUAGUAAUUUUGUUACAUGUUAUCUAUAUUUUGACGAAUGAUUUCGAUAAUAAAUAGGUCCAAGACGACAAAUAGGGUUACAUCCGGAAAGAGCCGUUUCGAUUGAUUUUGUUUUUAUUAGAUCAUAUUAUAAUGUAUCUAUAAACAGAAUGUUUAUCUACGUAAUGAUUAAUAUUAAAAGAUAAUGGUCAAUAAACUUGUGAUGCUCA